AUGGCUUUCUUCGACGUAACCUUCUACUUCCACAGCGCGUCCGGGCUGCCCAAGAUGGACAUGGUUGGCAAUGGAGAUCCAUAUUUUGUAGCCAGGCUUGAUGGAAAGGUUGAGUACAUAUCCUCGGUGAAGGAGAAUACCCGUUCUCCUGUCUGGAAUGAGCCGUGGAGGAUUAAGAACGUCCCUCAAGGAGCUGUUCUGGGAAUCGAGUUGGCGGACAAGGAUAACAAAGGGAUGACGGAUGAUUACAUCGGUCACUUAAGGGUCGAUGUGACAUCCGGGGAGAAGGAGGUCCAAAUCACGGAAGACAAGCCUCUGCGACGGCACAGAGGUACAUUUCAGCUGAAGAUAGACCUUGUACUGUCGACCGAUCCAGAGGCGCAUGAAUAUCCAUACGAAUUCGACGGUCCCAUCCGCUACUCGUUGCACUACUCGCCCACGAUGGGCCGCCUUACGAGUGCGGACAGUCGGCUUUACGCUACAUGGAAGAUCUACCUCAGGGGAGUGCGCCGCUGCUUUGGUGACGAAGUACAGUUCUGGACGAGCAAAGCGCGGCGCACGUUCGAGGGCCCCGCCUCCGCUGCGGUGCGCUCCGUCAAGCACACCGCCCACCGUAUGCUAUACGCACACGCCAUCUCCAAUACGUUCGGCGUGCUCGAGAAGCCUAGGGACUUGUUCCACCUCCUGCAUAGGCAUUCAGCACCAGGCACCGACGGGGCGAGCGCGCAGGCACCUUUCGCGCACCGCAUCAAGCCUGCGGUGUAUACCUACGUGAUUUCCGUCGACGACGACUCGAUGCGCUUCUCCGAGACGGGCGCACGCUACCUCGUCAACAUGGUCUCGAAGCACUGGCUGCACUCGGACUGCGCCACCGCGGUGCGCUUCGCCGGCGAGUUUCACCCGCGGCCGGAGGGCGGAUGGGACAAGUUCAGCGACGACAUGCGCGAUGAGGAUGUGCGGUGGGAGCUUGUCAUCGACAACAACUCGGGGACGUACGCGCCCAAAAAGGAGCUGCUGCCUGCGCUCAAGAGGGUGCUCGAGAUGAACCUCCUGGGUUUCACCAUCCUCGCUUUGGAUCGCGACGACCCGGAGGUGGCUCGCAGUAGCGAGGCGUGUAGGGUGUACGCAACGACGAAGCGCGGGGUGAGUGUGGAGGAUCUUCAGCCUUCUGCGCCGCCUGGGCACAAGACGCUAUUCGAGUACGCAUCGGAGCAUCUUCACAUGCGCCAUCCAUCGCGUCUCAUACCAGAGACACGACAUGUAGACACAGCAACCUAG
Rhodofomes roseus is the source of this 1278-nucleotide messenger RNA. RefSeq lists its product as uncharacterized. The transcript has 3 exons. NCBI's taxonomy places the organism in Eukaryota, Fungi, Basidiomycota, Agaricomycetes, Polyporales, Fomitopsidaceae. Bases 1 to 1278 code for a protein of 425 amino acids. The record is from RefSeq and is a predicted model, not a curated record. Gene Ontology annotation, molecular function: calcium ion binding.